AUGGGCCUGAUCGAUAUUGCAGCGACGAAAGCCGGAAACGAGUGGCUCUUUUGCGCCGUCCCAUCGUGCUGCUCUUCGGGAGGCUGCGCGAGCACGAUCCGGUCUACCGCCCACAACAACGGAAUCAUCAUCGGCAUCCAGUUGGGCGAGCAAGACGCCAACGAAUAUUGCUGCAUCUCCCUACGCUGCUGCUUGGGCGCCAAGUACACGCCAUCCGGCGUUGACCAACUCCCUCUCUUUCCGACCUCGCUUAGCGGGCCGGCUGACGACUUGCUCUGCCAAGUCGGUCUCCGCAACGAGAUCCGUUCGGAGCACCUCUGCGCCGCGAACUCGAACCUCUGCUGCAUCCACAUGAUGGUUGACCUGCCAGAGGCGGGAAGCGAUGUGCCGGGCCACUUGUGCGCCGUCGCCGGACUCCGUCUCGACCCCAAGCCGGUUAUGCUCGCGUCGCCGUACCCGCCAGAGGCGCAGUCGAUCUUGAGGUCGUCCUCGCGCCCUUUCGCUAGCUGA
This is a messenger RNA of Emiliania huxleyi CCMP1516, 510 nucleotides long. RefSeq lists its product as hypothetical. The transcript is spliced from 2 exons. NCBI's taxonomy places the organism in Eukaryota, Haptophyta, Isochrysidales, Noelaerhabdaceae. The record is from RefSeq and is a predicted model, not a curated record. The coding region runs from base 1 to 510 and encodes 169 amino acids.